GAGCUUUUCUUCUGCAGAACUCCGUUACCCAGAACCCUUAGCGUAAACGACAUCUGUGUUGACAUCUGCCGGCAGGCCAACGUACACGCGUGUAACUUUCUAUUCUGCAAAUCUGCUGCAAUAGAUAGAAACCUGGGGUGCCACUGUGUGAAUGAGAGCAGUGGACAGCAAUGUCUCAUCCAAGGCUCACAGGUGCACUUCGCUCCUUCUCCAAUGUCUGUAAAAAGGAGGACUUCACAGAACAACGUUAUGAUCUCAAGACCAAACGUCUGAAGCGUCAGGAGCUGUUUGCCAAGGAAGGCCUAACUUGGCAGAAGAUUGUCCAUUUCUGCAGUGAGCAUCAGGACAGAGCUAAGCAGCAAGCUGCCAGUCAGGAACUGAAGAGCCUUCUUCUGGCUGCCAAGCAGAUUGUGGGGGCUGAUCAUGGUCAGGAGGCCAUUGAAAGUGCUGCUGUCUUUCUGUUUGAGACUUUUCACAAUAAAGACCAUGUUGGCACAGAGGAGACCAGGUCCAUUAGACAAAUGUUUGGCCCCUUCCCGUCCGUUGCGGCCGAAACCUCCUGUAACUGUGUGGCUCGGCUCGUGGCUCCGCUUGAAAACUCUAAUGUUGAAGAUUUUAUUCAGACUCACAGCUCCCACCACAACUCCAAGAGGGGCUCCUCCUUCGGACGUAACAUCGUCUUCUCAUACGACUGCUACACCUUGGACCCUCUGGAGGAUUUUCCCUCCUCCAGUUCCCACAAGGACAUGAGCCUGGAUAUGACCAGCUUCUUAAACAAACAGCAGAGUGGGAGGAAGGCCACGUCAGAAGAAGAGGCGACCACCUCAGGCAGAACAUCCACCUGUGGGGAUGGAGCUGUCCUCAGGGCAGAGGUUGAGAAAUAUCUGAGCAGGGGCAACAUGAUCUCAUCCAGCCCCGAGGAGCUGUGCACGUCCCUGUUUGAGAUGCUGGCCUCCGGCAAGAGUGAUGAUGAGCUGCAGAACGAGCUGUUUGAGCUGCUCGGCCCUGAUGGACUAGAGAUGAUCUCUGUCCUCCUUCAGCAAAGGGUAGCCAUCGUUGACUGUUUCCUCAAUAACCCACACGAGAGGGUUAGCUUUCCACCAGAUUUCAGUCAAAAAGUGGAAACGACCAAACCCAUGUUUGGAUGCCAGGUGACCAUUCAGUCAGAGCAGGAAAAACAGAUGAUGAAGAUGUACCGCAGGGGGGAGAAGAGAGAGAGGAAAAGAGGGAAAGGAGCAGAAGACAGCGACGCCUCAGAUGCUUCUGUGACCUUUGACCCCAGAGAGAUGAGAGCCCAGCGGGAACAGGCUCUUCUCACCGCACGGCGGGAACCCAUUCUGAGCAGAGAUAGAACCUACGAACGUAUUCAGUAUCCUAACGUUUACGACAUCUAUGCAGAGGCCAUGAAGAUGCCUGCGUUUGUUGGAGGAGCCAGGGUUCUACUCCCAGAGGGAAUCCGCAGAGAAAACAACAAGAUGUAUGAGGAGGUGGAGAUCCCGCCCAACGAAGCCAUGCCGGUCGGCUUUGAAGAGAAAGCAGUCUUCAUCUCUGAACUAGAUGAGAUUGGACAGCUAGUGUUCAAGGGCAUGAAGCGUCUGAACAGGAUCCAGUCCAUGGUAUUUGAGACGGCCUAUAACACCAAUGAAAACCUUCUCAUCUGCGCUCCAACGGGUGCUGGCAAGACCAACAUUGCCAUGCUGACUGUCCUUCACGAGAUCCGUCAGCACCUGCAGCCUGGUGGCGUCAUCAAGAAGGACGAGUUUAAGAUAGUGUAUGUGGCUCCAAUGAAGGCCUUGGCAGCAGAGAUGACUAAUUACUUCGGUAAGCGGUUGGAGCCACUGGGCAUUGCUGUUAAAGAACUCACUGGAGACAUGCAACUUACCAAAGGAGAGAUUUUACGAACACAGAUGUUGGUGACCACUCCAGAGAAGUGGGAUGUUGUCACCAGAAAGAGCGUUGGCGAUGUUGCCCUCUCUCAGCAGGUGCGUCUUCUAAUCUUAGAUGAAGUUCAUCUGCUCCAUGAAGAUCGAGGCCCGGUGCUGGAGAGCCUGGUGGCAAGGACCAUCAGACAGGUGGAGUCCACCCAGAGUAUGAUCAGGAUCCUUGGACUGUCGGCCACACUGCCCAACUACCUGGAUGUGGCCUCCUUCCUUCACGUCAACCCCUACAUCGGCCUUUUCUUCUUCGACAAUCGUUUCAGACCAGUGCCUCUGGGACAGACCUUCGUUGGCAUUAAAUCCACAAACAAGAUCCAACAGAUUCACGACAUGGAGGAGGUUUGUUACAACAACGUUCUGGAGCAGGUCAAAGCUGGUCACCAGGUAAUGGUGUUUGUCCAUGCCCGUAACGCUACAGUGAGGACGGCGAUGAGCCUGAUAGAGAUGGCUAAGAAUUUUGGAGACAUUUCCUUCUUUCAGCCGAACCAGGGUCCAGAAUAUGGCCAGUGUGAGAAACAGAUCCAGCGCUCCAGAAACAAGCAGAUGAAGGAGAUGUUUCCAGAAGGCUUUGGGAUUCAUCAUGCUGGUAUGCUGCGGUCUGACCGCAAUCUGAUGGAGUCCAUGUUUUCUAAAGGCCUCCUGAAGGUGCUGGUCUGUACAGCCACUCUUGCCUGGGGAGUGAAUCUUCCAGCACACGCGGUCAUCAUUAAGGGCACUCAAAUCUAUGAUGCUAAACGUGGUGCUCUGGUGGAUCUCGGUAUAUUGGACGUCAUGCAGAUUUUUGGACGUGCUGGUCGUCCACAGUUUGAUAAGUGUGGCGAGGGCACCAUCAUAACCACACAUGACAAGCUCAGUCACUACUUGACACUAUUGACCCAACGAAAUCCCAUUGAGAGUCAGUUUUUGGACAGUCUGGCUGACAAUCUCAAUGCUGAGGUUGCCUUGGGCACAGUGACCAACGUAGAGGAAGCAGUGAAGUGGCUGAGUUACACAUAUUUCUAUGUGCGCAUGAGGGCCAACCCACUGGCGUAUGGCAUCAACCACAGAGCCUAUCAGAUGGACCCCUCCCUGGAGCUGUACCGGAGGGAGCUGGUGGUGGAGGCUGGCAGGAAGUUGGACAAGGCCAGGAUGAUUCGCUUUGAGGAGCGCACUGGAUACUUUGCCUCCACCGAUCUGGGCAGAACUGCCAGUCAUUUUUACAUCAAGUACAACACCAUAGAGACAUUCAAUGAACUUUUCAACUCCCAGCGAACAGAAGCUGACAUCCUCAACAUUGUGUCCAAAGCUGAGGAGUUUGAGCAGUUGAAGAUUCGUGACGAGGAGUCAGAAGAGCUGGAGCAGUUACAGUCCGACUACUGCCAGUUGAUCGCUGCAGGUGGAGUGGAGAACAGCUACGGCAAAGUCAACAUCCUGCUGCAGACGUACAUUGGCCGCGGCGAGGUGGACAGUUUCUCACUCAUAUCAGACCUUUCGUAUGUGGCACAGAAUGCUGCUCGAAUUGUCAGGGCGUUGUUUGAGAUCGCUCUGAGGAAGCGAUGGCCGGCCAUGACCUACCGACUCCUCACUCUCUGCAAAGUGAUUGACAAGCGUUUGUGGGGCUUCGCCCACCCUCUGCGCCAGUUCCCCAACCUGAGUCACCAUGUGCUGAAUCGCCUGGAGGAGAAGAAGCUCACGGUGGACAAACUGAAGGACAUGAGAAAGGAUGAAAUCGGUCAUAUGUUGCACCACGUCAACGUCGGCCUGACCGUCAAACAGUGUGUCCAUCAGAUCCCAUCAAUCUCGAUGGAGGCCAGCAUCCAGCCAAUCACACGCACAGUUUUGCGUAUCCGUCUCACUGUGACACCAGAAUUCCGCUGGAAUGAUCAGGUCCAUGGUUCAGUGUCAGAGCCCUGGUGGUUAUGGGUGGAAGACCCUAUCAAUGAUCACAUCUACCACUCUGAGUACAUCCUGCUGCAGAAGAAACAGGUGGUGUCAGGAGAGCCUCAGUACAUUGUGUUCACCAUCCCCAUCUUUGAACCGCUGCCUUCUCAGUACUACAUCAAGGCAGUGUCUGAUCGCUGGAUUGGUGCUGAAUCUGUUUGCAUCAUUAACUUCCAGAACCUCAUCUUACCUGACAGACACCCUCCACACACUGAGCUGCUGGACCUCCAGCCUCUGCCAAUCACAGCUCUGGGAAACCAACACUAUGAGAGUCUCUACAAGUUCACUCACUACAAUCCCAUCCAGACUCAGAUCUUCCACACUCUCUACCACACCGACACAAACGUCCUGCUGGGGGCGCCCACAGGAUCUGGAAAAACCAUAGCAGCAGAGAUGGCAAUGUUCAGAGUCUUCAACAAAUAUCCAACAUCUAAGGUGGUCUACAUUGCCCCUCUGAAAGCUCUUGUCAGAGAAAGGAUUGAAGACUGGAAGAUCAGAAUAGAAGAAAAUCUUGGAAAGAAAGUGGUGGAACUAACGGGUGACGUGACACCUGACAUGCGAGCCAUCGCUCAGGCCGACCUCAUCGUCACCACACCCGAGAAAUGGGACGGAGUGAGCAGAAGCUGGCAGAACCGCAGCUAUGUUCAGAAAGUCGCCAUUCUCAUUAUUGACGAGAUCCAUCUGUUAGGUGAGGACAGAGGUCCUGUGUUGGAGGUCAUUGUGUCAAGGACCAACUUCAUCUCCUCUCACACGACGAGGACUGUGCGAGUGGUUGGUUUGUCCACAGCUCUGGCCAACGCUCGGGACCUGGCCGACUGGUUGGGAAUUAAACAGGUGGGUUUGUUUAACUUCCGUCCGUCUGUUCGCCCCGUACCACUGGAAGUUCACAUCCAUGGUUUCCCAGGACAACACUACUGCCCCCGCAUGGCCAGCAUGAACAAGCCCACCUUCCAAGCAAUACGCAGCCAUUCUCCUGCCAAACCGGUGCUGAUUUUUGUAUCAUCUCGUCGACAAACUCGACUGACUGCCCUGGAUCUCAUCGCAUACCUGGCCACAGAGGACAACCCUAAACAGUGGCUGCACCAGGAUGAGAGAGAGAUAGAGGCCAUUAUUGCUACAGUUAGGGAUUCUAACCUGAAGCUAACGCUGGCCUUUGGCAUUGGGAUGCAUCACGCUGGUCUGCACGAGAGAGACAGAAAGACCGUGGAGGAGCUGUUUGUAAACUGUAAGAUCCAGGUUUUGAUUGCCACCAGCACUCUGGCCUGGGGUGUGAAUUUCCCUGCUCACCUGGUGGUUGUAAAAGGAACUGAAUACUAUGACGGUAAAUCCAGACGCUAUGUGGACUACCCCAUCACAGAUGUGCUGCAGAUGAUGGGAAGAGCAGGUCGACCUCAGUUCGACGACCAAGGCAAAGCAGUCAUUCUGGUACAUGACAUCAAAAAGGACUUCUACAAAAAGUUCCUGUACGAGCCAUUCCCCGUUGAAUCCAGUCUCCUCACUGUGCUGUCAGACCAUCUGAAUGCUGAGAUUGCAGCUGGAACCAUCUCCUCCAAGCAGGACUCCAUGGACUACAUCACCUGGACGUACUUCUUCAGACGGCUCGUGAUGAACCCCAGUUAUUACAGCCUUGAAGACAUAAGCCACGAGUCCAUCAACAAAUACCUGUCCAACCUGGUGCAGAGGAGCCUGCAGGACCUGGAGUGUUCUUACUGCAUUGAGAUCAAAGAGGAUGAUCAGACCAUCGAGCCGCUGACUUACGGUCGCAUUGCCUCCUAUUACUACCUGAAACACCAGACCGUCCGCAUGUUCAAAGAGCGACUGAAGGCUGAGCUGCCUCUGCAUGAGCUGCUCUCCAUUCUAACGGAUGCAGAGGAGUACUCCGAGUUACCCGUCAGGCACAAUGAGGACCAGCUGAACAGCCAGUUGGCUCAGCAGCUCCCCCUGCAGGUCAACCCCCACUCUUUUGACAGUGCCCACACCAAGACCCACCUGCUGCUGCAGGCACACUUCAGCCAAGCUCAGCUGCCCUGCAGCGACUACACCACUGACACCAAGACAGUUCUGGACAAUGCCAUCAGAAUCUGUCAGUCCAUGUUGGAUGUAGCUGCUAAUGAAGGUUGGCUGGUAGCAGCCAUCAGUAUCUGCAACCUGGUCCAGAUGAUCGUCCAGGGUCGUUGGCUUCAUGAUUCUUCACUACUGACGCUGCCUCAUGUAGAACAACAGGACCUGUAUCUCUUCAGAAAAUGGGCAAACAGGAAAGACAGGAGGGACAAAGGAGGAUUCAGUGGACCCAUCGAAGGACUUCCUGAGCUGAUCGCUGCAUGUGAUGGAAAAGAAACUACUUUUGCUGCCAUUCUCAGCCAAGAGUUCCAUUCAAAUCAGAUAGCUCAGGCCUGGUCUUACCUGAGUCACCUCCCAGUGCUGGAGGUUAAGCUGAGUGUGAAGGGCUGGUGGGAGGAGAGCAAAGAGCAAACAGAGCGACUACUACCUACAGCUGGAGGAAACCUCAGAGACGAGAGGAGCUGGCUGCAGGUCCACUCUGACCAAGAGUACGUCCUCCAGGUGUCACUGAGACGCAUCAAUGUCAACCAGCAGAGGAGGAAGCAAGACAGUAAGGCUCAGGCACCAAGGUUUCCCAAGGCAAAGGACGAAGGCUGGUUCCUAGUGAUGGGUGAGGUGGAUCGAAGGGAGCUGGUGGCCCUAAAAAGAGUUGGAUAUGUUCGUAACCGCUCAUCAGUGUCUUUGGCUUUCUUCACGCCAGAGAAGACGGGAAAGUGUAUCUACACUCUGUACCUGAUGAGUGACAGUUACUUGGGUUUGGACCAGCAGUACGACAUCCACCUAAACGUCACCCCCGCCAGCAUUGCUGCCCAGGUCAACACAGAGGUGUCUGACUCUGUGUCAAGCAUAAGCCUCAGCUGAUCAACAAAAUGAACUUCUUCGUCAGUGAUUGGCCGAUGGUUCCAGAACACAAGGACAGAUAAUGUGAUAAUCAUGGAAUAAAAGAGACACUUUAGUUUCUAAAAUAAUUUCCUUUUUUUAUAUAUAUAUUUUUUGUUUAAAUCUGAUUCACAAUGAUUUCCACCUGGUCACAAAGCAGUGUUUCACUUUGGGCCACACUUUACUUGGUGAAUUAAAUGGUAUGCUAUAUUGCAAUUA
Molecule: messenger RNA, 7016 nt
Organism: Cynoglossus semilaevis (tongue sole)
Lineage: Eukaryota; Metazoa; Chordata; Actinopteri; Pleuronectiformes; Cynoglossidae
Gene: ascc3
Product: activating signal cointegrator 1 complex subunit 3
Exons: 42
Coding region: 171-6779 (2202 amino acids)
Molecular function (GO): ATP binding; ATP hydrolysis activity; nucleic acid binding
Source: RefSeq, a predicted model, not a curated record